GGAAAGGCUCCUGGGCCAAAGGCUGCUCCUGCGUUGCUGCCUAAGACACCAGUUGGCGCGCCUAAGACGGCACUUCCAGUUUCUCCAAAGGCUGGAGAGGGGCCAGCGGCGAAGGCAGCAGAAGGAGCGGCAGGUGAGAAGACCGGUGCAGGUGUCGAGGAGAAGAGCGAGGCUGAGGCGAAGGAGGGAAAGGCUCCUGGGCCAAAGGCUGCUCCUGCGUUGCUGCCUAAGACACCAGUUGGCGCGGUGGCCAAGAAGGCACUUCCAGUUUCGCCAAAGGCUGGAGAGGGGCCAGCGGCGAAGGCAGCAGAAGGAGCGGCGGCUGACAAGACGGCUGCAGGUGUCGAGGGGAAAAGUGAGGUUGAGGCGAAGGAGGGAAAGGCUCCUGGGCCAAAGGCUGCUCCUGCGUUGCUGCCGAAGAAGGCUCCAUUGGUGCUUCCUAAGAAGGGAGUGGCGCUCACAGAGAGUAACCGUGGAGCUGGCGUUGAUCGGUCGCCCUCUGGGGAAACAACUAAGAUAGGAGAUUUCGGGGAUAAGGUGGCAGCGCCUGCUUCUGGCGAACAGAAGGUCUUUGCCUCUGGUGAGCAUUAG
Molecule: messenger RNA, 591 nt
Organism: Eimeria acervulina
Lineage: Eukaryota; Apicomplexa; Conoidasida; Eucoccidiorida; Eimeriidae
Exons: 1
Source: RefSeq, a predicted model, not a curated record